Oryza sativa Japonica Group (Japanese rice) is the source of this 853-nucleotide messenger RNA. Its product is annotated as E3 ubiquitin-protein ligase AIP2. Gene Ontology annotation, biological process: protein ubiquitination. The record is from RefSeq and is a predicted model, not a curated record. Lineage: Eukaryota; Viridiplantae; Streptophyta; Magnoliopsida; Poales; Poaceae. Gene Ontology annotation, molecular function: ubiquitin protein ligase activity. Gene Ontology annotation, cellular component: cytoplasm.
GGCAACAAUUUUCAUAUCGGAUUCCGACGCCGUCUCGGCGUUCACGCCCCCCAGCGCCUAUAUAGCUGCACACCCCGGCCCGUCGGCUUCCUUCCAAUCAAUCCAACGUAAGGACUCUGACUGUCUGACGUAGUACGCCCCCACACCACGACGACCACGACGAGCGCCACCGGCACGCCGGCCAUGGAGACGGAGGAGGACGACCAUCGCCUGCACCCCCGCACGCGCACCAUCGCCGACCUGCUCAACCAGCUCGACCAGAUCCACUCCACCUCGGCGACAAGAACCACCGGCGGCGGCGGCGGCGUGGCGCCUGCCUCGGACGAGGCGAUCGAGGCGCUCAAGGACGUCACCGGCGACAUCGAUCAGCUACCGGCGGAGUGCGCGAUCUGCCUCCACGGUGGCCUGGACGCGGCGGCGGCGCCCGCGGGGUGGAAGGAGAUGCCGUGCGGGCACCGGUUCCACGGCGGGUGCCUGGAGAAGUGGCUGCGCGCGCACGGCACCUGCCCCAUGUGCCGCCACCAGAUGCCGACCACUACCGCGCCGCCGCCGCCUGCAGCCGAGCAGGAGGAUUAUCUGGAUGGUGAUGAGGAGGAGGACGCCGGCGACGACGACGAGGUGGAGGCUGGUGUGGGGCCGCUGCCGUUGGAGUUGCGAGUGGUGGUAGCGCACUCGAGCGGCGGCUAUGGAGGAGUGGCGGCGUCGGCUUCGACUACGAGGCGGCUCCUUGCAUGGAGCACGACAAUCUAAACAAAGUAGCAAAACUGUCGAUUGACCAUAUGUAUAGUAGGUAGACCAUGAGAGGUGCUUUGUCAAUUAAUCCACCAUUUUUGUUUCAGUCUUCUUUAGCUUG